Molecule: messenger RNA, 1572 nt
Organism: Entrophospora sp. SA101
Lineage: Eukaryota; Fungi; Glomeromycota; Glomeromycetes; Entrophosporales; Entrophosporaceae
Source: the annotation of a GenBank genome assembly
AUGAACAUUGAAUUGUUGAAGCUUUUUAAUUAUUCUGCUAUUCGACGCUCUAGUCAAGCAAUUAUUACAAAUCGAAUCUUUCCCUUGUUUUCCCAAGUAAUAAACACUAAUAAUUAUACCACCACCACUAUCACUGAGGUUGAAAUGGAGAUAGCUGCAAACAUGAAUGUAGAAGACUACAAUGUUAUCACCGAGGGAAAGGCUAGCAUACUUUUCCCAAAAAACAAUGAAGUUUUUUAUAACAAUGUGCAACAAUUUAAUCGAGAUAUGUCAAUCGCGGCAAUUAGAACAUGGAAUGAAAUAAUUUCCGAAGAAAAAGAAACCAAGCUACGAAAAAAAGAAAAAAAGGGAAAUAACUCAAGUGUAGAAAGUCAAUCUGAUUCAAAGAACUUUUAUAAAUUUACAAUUCUAGAAGCAUUGUCAGCAAGUGGAUUAAGAUCUAUACGUUACGCAAAAGAAAUACCAAAUAUUCAAUAUAUUAUUGCUAAUGAUUUAGAAUUAGAUGCUGUGAAUUCCAUCAUUAGGAAUGUAGAAUAUAAUAAUGUAGAUAAAGAUUUGGUGAGAGCUAAUCAGGAUGAUGCAUGCGCAGUUUUGUAUCAACAUAGAAGUCAUUCAAAUCGAUUUGACGUUAUUGAUAUUGAUCCGUAUGGAACAGCCGCUCCUUUUUUAGAUGGUGCGGUUCAGGCUGUUCAAAACGGAGGUUUACUCUGUAUUACUUGUACUGAUUUGGCAAUUCUUACUGGUUCUAAUUAUCCUGAAAAAUGUUAUGCUAAUUAUGGAUCAAUUCCUAUCAGGGGAGAGCAUUGUCAUGAAAUGGCACUUCGUAUUUUGAUUAAUACAAUUGCAACAUCUGCUGCAAGAUAUCAUCGUCAAAUAGUUCCUGUGUUAUCAUGUAGUAUUGAUUUUUAUAUUAGAGUUUUUAUUAGAGUUUUUAGUUCACCUCUUGAAGUAGGAGGUCCUAUAUGGAAUCAUUCCAUUCAUGAUAAAGAUUUCGUUCUUAAAAUGUUGGAUCAUGUAAAAUCAUCCAACGAAGAGACUUACAAAACACAUGCAAGAAUGUUGGGAAUGUUGACAGAAUUGGAUAGUCCGCUUUAUCAUAGCAUACCGGUGCUUUCUGGAGUAAUUCAUUGCAUUAGUCCACCUUUGAAAACUGUUUGUUCUGGAAUUUUGAAUAAAGGAUACAAAGUUUCUGCAUCACAUGCAGCUGCAAACGCAAUAAAAACCGACGCACCAAUGAGUCUGAUUUGGGAUGUCAUGAAAUCAUGGGUAAAAUUAAAUCCUGUCACGGCAAAAAAUAUUGCAGAAAAUUCACCAUCUAAAAAGAUUUUAUCUGUUGAACCAAGUUUUAUUGCAGAUUUUAAUACUCAUAAAGAUGUAGAACCUCCCUCAAGAAAAAUCAAAUUAGUUAGAUAUCAACAAAACCCAGAAAAAAAUUGGGGACCAAAACCAAGAGCUUUGGGAAAAAGAAAAAUUAAUGAUGUAACCAAAAAUGACAAUGAAAAUAAUUCAACAAAAAAACUUAAUCUUGAAGUUGAAACAUCAUCAUCAACCAUAAAAGAUGAAAAUGUUUGA